Molecule: messenger RNA, 291 nt
Organism: Dibothriocephalus latus
Lineage: Eukaryota; Metazoa; Platyhelminthes; Cestoda; Diphyllobothriidea; Diphyllobothriidae
Source: the annotation of a GenBank genome assembly
UUCCGCGUUGUUGCAGUCGACAAUGAUUUGGUAUCAUUUGUUGACGUCCCAAUGACCGGCGUAGAUUCCGAAGACUGGCCCCUCGUCCUCAUCACAAACCCCAAAGACGCUGGUUUUCUUUUGCCCAACAAAGAGCCGACAGAUCUUAUUCAGCGUUCGACACAUAUCAGACUGGAUAUCGAACCGUUGGAAGAGAUUGUUACGGACCAGAACCCGCACAGUGGUGAAGCGAUAGUUGGUCUUGACCGUAGCAAUGAUUUUGGCCGGCACACCAUCUACUUCUCUUAUUAA